Molecule: messenger RNA, 10028 nt
Organism: Solea solea (common sole)
Lineage: Eukaryota; Metazoa; Chordata; Actinopteri; Pleuronectiformes; Soleidae
Gene: brca2
Product: BRCA2 DNA repair associated
Exons: 27
Coding region: 484-9885 (3133 amino acids)
Biological process (GO): double-strand break repair via homologous recombination; regulation of DNA-templated transcription
Cellular component (GO): nucleus
Source: RefSeq, a predicted model, not a curated record
UAAGAACAACACAGUUGGCCAAAGUGUUUCGUGACCAACAAAUGCAAAAGUAAAAACGAUAAAAGACAGUCAAACAGUAAAAGCCAACAAAUCCAACUGCGUAAAAGCCAAAAAAAAUUGUUUUUAAGGGAGGACUUCAAACCAGGAAGUGAGACCAUGUAGACAUUUAACAAGACAAAUAAAAUUAUUUUCUUUGGAGGAAUCAAAACAUGACCUCAGUCUUUUUUUUAUUAAUAACGUUCAUAUAUUCAUAUUUAUAUUAAAAAAUAUAAAGUUGAAUAUUUCAGUUUCUCGUCUACCGGAAGUGGGGUUUGCUUCCGGUUGACAGCGGCGCGCGAGGUUUGUUUUGGUAGCAGCGGAGUGAAACUAGCUAACACUUGGACUCGUUUCGAACAUUUCUACAUCACUUUGCCUCAAAGUUUUUUUUUUGCUUAAUGUGAAAUUGUCUUCGCGAAAUGAAAGUUCACUCUCUCGCCCUCCGUCAUGGUGUGCCACGUGAGAACAUGUAAGGAUUACACCACGUCUCCUGGAAUGGAUUUGCCUUCCAAAAACAUGUACGAAGAGUUCAAGGAUGAAAUCUGGAAAGAGCUGGCACCGCUGGACCCCGACUGGUUUAAUAUACUGACAGUUCAAGCGUCCACCGUUGAGGACAAUGUCUCCGAUGUCUCCGAUGAGCUCUGUGCGAACCAAGAGGCACAUUUUAAAGCACCUUUGGAUAAAACUGCACCAGACAGUCAGCUGUUUUCAACGCCCAAAGCUUUCAGACACAGUCGAGUCGGGUCGCCUGAAACUGAGGCAGAGCAGUCGUUCCCUGCUGAAGAAAAAGAAAUGCUGCCAUGGAAGGAAACACAGAGUCCACAUUUGUUACGAAUGGCAAAAGAAAGGGUUGCAGAAGCAAAAUAUGGAGGAAUCUGUCCACAGAGUCAGGAUGGUUAUGAUUUGCUUCAUCGUAUGCCUAAAUCCCCAGUCAGCUAUGCCAAGAAGAUAGCUGAAACCCUGGGUGCACAGGUUGAUUCUGAUAUAUCGUGGACCAGUUCUCUGAACACUCCACCACCUGUGCCAUCCACACUCAUUUUAUCUAAACCUGACGAGAGUCCCUGUCCUGCGAGUGUUUCUGCUGCAGACAAAAAUGUUGUCUUUGUACGGAAGCUUUUUCCUUCUCUAUCGAAUUCGUCCAGAGUUGUGGCAGCGUCAUCAAAAAACAGCGACAUUUCUGUUCAGCGAGGCGGCCUCAUUUCCCCUGAGAGUCCAAGAAUUUGGAGACAGAAGCUACCGGAUGCGAUCGAGGACAGCGAUGUUCGCAGGACUGUGGCAAAUGUUCUCGAUGGCGCUGAAAAUGUCCUCUCCAUAUUUUUCAGCAACAGCGGUUCAGCACUGAGAAAAGUGAAAACUGACCGAGUCCAGAGGAAACAAAUUGUCCCGACAAAAGAGCAACGCUCAAAUACAAACAGUGACACCGUCACUGAACAGAGGACAGAUGAUCAGGACCUUGAGAAACUUUCCUCACCUCCGCCGUUGCCAAGUAGAGAUAUUAGAACCACCCAGUGGUCUCCUUUGAGUUUAUCUGAAAUCCCUCCCUGGACGACAGAUGCUUCAUGCUGUGAAGUGGAAAACAACGUUUUGACAGAGCGAUUGCAAAGAGACUCUAGCCUGUUAGCAGGGACAACUUUGAAAAGCCCUCACGGUGGCUUUAUAAAGAAGAAGAGAAAGUUUAUUUACACUGUUGAUGCUUCAAAAACACAGGAUGAAGGAAGAGAAAUUCCAUCACAGAUCAUCGACACCUCAGCACUGGUUCCAGAUUCUGGGAACGAUGAGAGUGUCAAGCUGUGGGUGAAAGAUGGAGAUGAGAACGAGACGCAAAAACUACCUCUUUCUGUCAAAUCAAAACUCCAGGAUCUUGACAUGUCGCAGCUCUGCAGAGAUUUUGCACAGGAUUUCAGUCAAAUGUUGGACGCCGAUAAAGUGAGUCUGGCAUCGGGGGAUAAUCCUCACAAUGGCUUCUCUGCGUCCGCAUGUCUAACAACCAUGAGGCAAGCUAAGGAGAAAGCAAGGCAAGCAAACCUUCACCACGACUUUGAUGCUGUUAGUCACGGAAAACUGGGUCCAGCCACUGAUCAAAGUUACUCCGUCAAUGAAGGCACAGUAAGUGACAGCGGAUUUCAAUCUGCAGUUGCGGACGUCAGUCACCUGACGACGACACUUCCCAGCACGGAGAACUGCGUGCAAACGCAACGGUUUGCAAACGGAAGAAACGGGAAACCUUUAGAUGAUAUUGAACGAGAAGCUGAAACAGAUGUCAAGCUGCCCAGUGCAACCGAGGAAAACCAGGCACUGGAUCUUUGCAGAGAGAACAGGGAACCACAAGGACCCAGUUGUGCAAAAGAAACAGAUAAUACCUUGUGUGAAGUUGGCGACGGCUUCAAAGCCGCUUCCAGUAAGUCAAUACGAAUUUCCUCAUUACACCUGGAGAGAGCUAAGUGUCUCUUUGAAGAGAAUGAAGCUGAAAAGACUCUCCGAGAUCAGCCGGCCACAGGAGGUGAAAUAAUUGGCAUCGGUAAUGGAACCGCGAAAAAUACAAUCUCCAAUUCAAACCAGCCUCCGUCUUCAUCGAUCGAGAACACGGCGGAUAUCAGUUGCCAGUUAACUGCGUCACAAAAGGCUGAUGUCACAGAACUGUGCACUCUCUUGGAAGAAGCCGACAGCCAGUUUGAAUUUACACAAUUCAAAAUGACGAAGCCACAGCAGCAGGAUAAUACCACGUCUCUCAACAAAGUGGAUAAAGAACUUGACCCUGAUUUUCUCCUAGGUAUUGAUUUUGAUGAGAGCUUUAGUGUCGAUGCUGAAAAACACACGACAAAGACUGUGAUGACUGAGAAAACGGCCUCAUUCAUGGAUGCUGAAACGAGCGGUGACGUGUUAAAAGUCACAAGUAAAUCCUUCGGGAGAAAUAAAAAUGCCGCCGUUGCAUCUUCCUCUUCAGAGCACAUCUUUGAAGGUGGUAGCGGUGUUUCGUCAGCUAAACCUCAAAAUCUCAACAAAUCCCACAUUCAGGAGAACAACAAUCCUUUGAUGCCUGGCGUGGGAUUUAUAACUGCGACGGGGAAUAUUUUGAGGGUUUCAAGAAAAUGCAUGAGCAAAGCCAGAGCUUUGUUUGCAGAUUUGGACGGGGAUCUAACGGAUCACAAGUCAACAGACGAGCAUCGCGGCAAAGUUGACGCUAAAACCGAGCAGAGUCGGGUCACGAGCGUUGCCAAAGGUUUGAGAAACGGGUUCCAGACGGCCAGUGGGAAAGGGAUUUCUAUUUCAGCUAAAGCAAUGCAAGAGGCAGACACUCUCUUCAAAGAUUGCGACAUCAGCCACAAUAACACCGCUUUAUCAGUAAAACUUAAAACAAACAUGGUACAAUCGCCUUCAUUGUCCAGUAAUGCAAAAACACAUUCGGAACCUAAAAGUAUCCAAGAAAUCAAAGAGGUUGUCGUGGAUAAUGUGGAGAGUCAGAGCUUUGGUUUUAAGGAUGCUCCGGCAGUUACAAGUGCCGUUUCAUCCCAUGUGAACCUGCCUCUGACUACUCAACACCUUUCUUCUCCCUCCUGCACAACCUCAAAGAGCUGUGGCUCCUCUACCAAUAAUCAGUCGAGUAGCGGAGGUGGAUUCUGCACAGCCAGUGGGAAGAAAGUCUCUGUGUCGGCUAAUGCCCUGAAAAAAGCAGAGUGCCUUUUGAACGAAAUUCAUGUGCUUGACAGCGUCAAGGAACACCUGACGCAGAAAGGAGAUGCUUUAAAAACAGGCAAUCCCACACAUCAAGCGCUACAAAAUGGUGGAUUUCAGACAGCGAGUGGCAAAGGCGUUGUCAUUUCAUCUGCGGCGCUACAGAAAGCAAAGUCCCUGUUGAGUGAAAGUGAAGCAGUCGAUGAUAAAGUGAGUGUAAAAGCAAAUCAUUACAAGAAGCCCGUUCAUGGUUUGUCAUCCAGGAAUAAUGGAUUUCUAGCAGCAUGUGGAAAGCCAAUGGCAAUUUCGUCUGAGGCCCUACAGAAAGCUAAAGCUCUUUUCAGUGACAUUGCAGUCAGUGAGGAGGUGCUAAAAGUUUCAGAGCCAAGGAAGAGCAGCAAAAAUCUAAACCUUUCUCUGACUACAAAGUCAUUUUCUUCUCCCUCAUCCACAGUAUCAAAGAAUUACAUCUCUGCCAAUAAUCAGUCGAGUAGUGGAGGUGGAUUCUGCACAGCCAGUGGGAAGAAAGUUGCCGUGUCAGCUCAUGCAUUGAAAAAAGCGGAGUGCCUGUUGAAUGAAGUUCAUAAGCCUGAGGAGAUGAAGGAACAUCCGACGCAGAAAGUAGAUGCUUUAAAAACAGGCAAUGUCACAGAUCAAACACUACAAAAUGGUGGAUUUCAGACAGCGAGUGGCAAAGGAGUUGUCAUUUCACCUGCGGCUCUCCAGAAAGCAAAGUCCCUGUUGAGUGAAAGUGAAGCAGUGGACGAUAAAGUCAGUCAUCACAUGAAGCCCGUUCAUGGUUUGUCAUCCAGGAAUAAUGGAUCUCUUGCAGCCGGUGACAUCACUGUGAGUGCGGAGACUCUAAAAGUUUCAGACACAAGGAAGAGCGGCAAAAAUCGGCACCUUACCUCAACUACAAAAGCAUUUUCUUCUCCCUCGUGCUCCACGUCAAAGAAUUACGGCUCCUCUGACAAUAAUCAGUCGGGUAGCGGAGGUGGAUUCUGCACAGCCAGUGGGAAGAAAGUCUCUGUGUCGACUGAUGCGCUAAAAAAAGCAGAGUGCCUUUUGAAUGAUGUUCAUAAUACCCCCGAGGGCAAGAAGAAAUGCAUACAGAGAGAAGACUGUUUAAAAGCAAUAGGCAAUAAUGCAGAUCACACUCGAGCUGCAACACUACAUAAAGGUGGAUUUCAGACAGCGAGUGGCAAAGGAGUUGUCGUUUCAUCCGCGGCGCUCCAGAAAGCAAAGUCACUGUUGAGUGAAUGUGAAGCUUUUGAAGAUAAAAUCUGUGUGAAACCAAAUAAUAGUGGAUUUCUUGCAGCCAGUGGAAAACAUGUGACAUUUCCUUCAUCUGAGGCCCUCGACAAGGCUAAAGCUCUUUUCAGUGACAUCACUUUGAGUGAGGUUCCAGACACAAAGAAGUGCAGCGAAGAACAAAAUGGUGCGAGAGUCUGCGUAUCUCGGAAGAAUCUCUUGACAGCACCGAAUGUUGUGGAAGAACUGGACGAUUCUAUUGCCAUGCAAGAAGCAGACGCUUUCUUCAAAGACUGUGACACGGAAUGUGAGGAAAGUGUCGCACGUGGGAAGAAAACUUCCAAACAAAAACAUGACGAGAUGUUGUCAAACACCAGUGAGGGGCAUGGAAGUGCAAGCUCCAAGUUUGAAAAGGGAUUAGUCGUUAAGCGUAAAAAUGUCACGCGUCACAACGACGUGGAGUCUCACAAAGGUGCUUUGACGAAAGCUGCAGAUUCUCGUGAUGGAAAUUCCUAUUCUGCCUUCAGUGACUUUGGCAACAGCGGUGGAUUCUGCACAGCCAGUGGGAAGAAAGUGUCCGUGUCGGAUGAAGCGAUGACAAAAGCAAAGUCUCUGUUGAAUGAUAGUGCUGCCUUCAAGGACACAAACAAAAGAAUGCCACCUAAAGAAGAUAAUUUACCACCUCAGAACCCUGACGAAGGAGUAGCUUUUUCAUUUGAUGCCCAGAAAAAAGCAAAAAGUCAAUGUAGUGAAGCUGAGAGUAAAAUUAACGUCAAAUCAACCCGUUCGAGGAUACCUGUCUCUUGUUCGACUCCUGUGAACGGUGGAUUUCUUGCCGCUAGUGGUAAACCUGUGGCAUUUUCAUCAGAGUCCCUCCAGAAAGCGAAAGCAGUAUUUAAUGACAUUGAAUUCUGCUCAAAGACUCCAUCAAUUUCCGACACGAAGAGGAGGAGUCAUGUUUACGAUCAAACUACAAACAACGCUGGAAACCUCACCUGUGGUUUCACGACUGCAGGGGGCGCUAAAGUCCACGUGUCGCAGACAAAUAUGCUGAAAGCGAAGACCCUUUUCAAAGACGUCGCAGAAGAGGAGAGUCGUCGUUCAAACUCCGACCCUACCCCGACCCACGAGUCGGAUGGAACGAGAAAUAAUUUUAAUCUCACCACAGUGAGAGAUGAGCAGGAGACGAGGCACAGUGUCCCCCGGGUCGUUAAAUCUUUUCAGCCUCUGCAAGAGACCGACCAUGAAAACGAAACUCUACGGGAUUCGAGGAUGCAUAAUUGCAUUUCUAAUCGAGAAAAAGCACUUGCAGACGAGUCAGAGUUGAAAGAAGGGAAAAGAGAGGAGACAUUUACUUCACUGUGGGUGGGAAACCCUCAUGCAGAGGAGAUGGGAAAUGUGUCGGGCUCUGAAGUAAAUCACACAAGCAGCAGCGAGGGACCCAGGUUCAAAAGGACAGAGGGGACUUCAGUUAUAAUAUUUCAGUCACUUGACCUCGGUGGCUGCACUAAAACACAGCAGGAGUUUCUCGCCCAGGAAGCUCUCGACUGCACCAAAGCAUUGUUAGAAGAUGAAAGUCUCGCUGGUAAAAUUCUCUUGCCGAGUUUAGAGGGUGAGCGACUGCAAGAUAACCCAGGCACCAACCCCAGGUCUGUGGAGGGGCAGAGAAGGAGACGGAAAAGAGUGGGAGAAGAUGCAGAUAUCACAGUUCAGCCUCCACUGAAAAGACAAUUACUGGAAGAGUUUGAUCGGACUGUUGACGAACCAACGCUACAGCCACAGAAAAGUUGUCCAAAUAGUGUAAUGAAAGAUAGGAGAGUUUUCAAGUACAGUGUUUCUCAUCAUCCAAACAUCACAGGGCCACACGGAAGUGAGAAACACUAUGUGGAAAGGCGACACUCAAUAGCAGGACGCGGCACAUCGACGCAUUCAAAGAUGCCCACAUUUGUUCCUCCCUUCCUGAAGAACGCAAAGACGGAGACUCGCAAGAAUACCGACCUCAACGUCAGCGCGAAAACACCGUCUGCGUUUGUUCCUCCGUUCAAAAAGCAAAGGACUGUUGUCCAAGAGAGCUCCUCGAGACCGCACGACGAGAAGGACAAACACCUGCGUCUCUUUGGUCCGCCGUCCAACAGCAACGGUUUCGCACCGCCUGCUAAAAAACCACAAAGCGAUGCAGAUGUAAGUGGCGAUAAAGGCGAAGAGGACGUGAAAACAAUGACCUUUCCUGACACUACAGAUAAUCCUACGAUGAAUAGUCCUGCUGGCUGUGUAUCGGAAGAAUCUGCCGCAGAGGAAGUGUUUUCCCGAAGCCAAGACGUGUUCUUGAAUCUUGAAAGUGUGGAAAUGGCGCGUGACAUGCAGGACAUGAGAAUCCGGAAAAAGAAGCGGCAGACGAUACGUCCGUUGCCGGGCAGUUUGUUCCUCGCGAAGACCUCAGGUGUUUCCAGGGUCCCAUUAAAAGCCGCUGUGAAUGGAAAACCUCCUGUGAGAUGGUCCCCAAAACAGCUGUAUGAAUGUGGUGUACACCAGCAUGUUUGUGAGAUCAACUGUGAGAACGCAGAGAUGUUCCGCUUCAGUUUGAAGCAGUUUCUCAACAUGGAAGUUUUCACCGAGCACGGCGGGGUUCAGCUCGCCGACGGCGGAUGGUUGGUCCCCAGCAAUGACGGCACGGCAGGGAAACAAGAGUUUUACAGAGCGUUAUGCGACACGCCAGGAGUGGAUCCAAAACUGAUGAGUGAGGAGUGGGUGUUCAACCACUACAGAUGGAUUGUGUGGAAACAGGCCUCCAUGGAAAGAUCGUUUCCGGAAACAAUGGGCGGCCUCCGUCUCACACCAGAGCAGGUUCUCCUGCAGCUCAAGUACAGAUAUGACGUAGAGAUCGACCACAGCCGCCGGCCGGCUCUGAGAAAAAUCAUGGAAAGGGACGACACCGCGGCCAAAACGCUGCUCCUCUGCGUCUGUGGCGUCGUCUCCAGCGGUCGACCCCCAAACGAGCAGAGUCGCAGCGACACCAAGGCUCCGCAAGGUUCCGACGCCAAGGUGGAAAACUCGUCUGCGGUCGUCUGGCUCACGGACGGAUGGUACGGCAUUAAAGCGCAGCUGGACGAACCUUUGACCGCCAUGCUGCACAAAGGGCGACUGGCCGUCGGGGGGAAACUGAUCGUCUACGGCGCUCAGCUGGUGGGAUCACAAGAUGCGUGCUCUCCUCUGGAGGCGCCCGAAUCCCUCAUGCUAAAGAUUUGUGCCAACAGCACCAGACCUGCGCGAUGGGACACCAAACUGGGCUUUCACAAAGACCCUCGGCCGUUCCUGCUUCCUCUCUCAUCUUUGUUCAGUAAUGGAGGACCAGUGGGAUGCGUGGACAUCACUGUGCUGAGGAGCUACCCCGUACAGUGGAUGGAGAGGAAACCAGAUGGCGGCGUUGUUUUCCGCUCUGUUCGCGCCGAGGAGAAGGAAGCGAGACGAUACAGCAAACACAAGCAGAAGGCCAUGGAGAUUCUUUUUGCCAAGAUUCAGUCGGAAUUUGAGAAGGAGCAGAAAGGUAACGACAAACCUCAGCGCAGAAGACGGACAAUGAGCCGUCAGGACAUCGUGAGUCUGCAGGAUGGAGAAGAGCUGCACGAAGCAGUUGGCGACGACCCGGCUUAUUUUGAGGCUCAUUUGAGUGAACAGCAGUUGGCGACGCUGCAGACAUACAGACGUUCUCUGAUGGAGAAGCAGCAGGCUGAACUGCAGGACCGUUACCGCCGCGCUGUUGACGCAGAGAGCAGUGACGGCGGCUGCCCCAAUCGAGACGUCACACCCGUGUGGAGACUCUGCGUCGCGGACUCCAUGGACCAACAUGCCAGAGCUUACCAGUUGAAUCUUUGGCGCCCGCCCUCGGACCUUCAGUCUGUGCUGAAGGAAGGCUGCAGAUACAGAGUCUAUAACGUCACCACCUCGGAUGGAAAGAGACGCAGCGGGGUCGAAACUGUUCAUCUCACUGGGACGAAGAAAACGCAGUUCCAGGACCUGCAGGCUUCUUGGGAAUGGCUAUCAACACAUUUUCAGCCGCGGGUUUCUACCAAUUUUGUGGAACUUCAAGACAUAGAGUAUCAGCCGCUGUGUGGAGAGGUGGAUCUUGCGGGAUAUAUCAUCAGUAUCAUAGAUGAACAAGGUUCCACGCCUGCGUUUUAUUUGGCUGAUGGAAGCCUGAACUUUGUCAAAGUGCGCAGUUUCAGCAGCUUCGCUCACUCUGGCCUGGAAGAUGUCGUAAGACUGCGAGUGCUGUUGGCUCUGAGCAACCUGCAGCUGCGAGGUCAAUCCACGCAUCCAUCUCCCGUGGUGUACGCUGGAGAUUUGACCGUCUUCUCCACAAACCCCAAGGAGGCUCAUCUGCAGGAGUCCCUGUGCCAACUCAGGAACCUGGUCCAGGCUCAGGAAAACUUUUUUCAAGCUGCUGAGGAGAAGCUGUCACUUUUAAUCAAGUCCGAUGACGUCAUGAGCGCCGUGUCUUCUCCAGCUCUGCUUCAACCGCGAACCCCGGUGGUUACGACAGACGGACGACAGGACGCCAGGACAAGUCUACUACAUCAGCAGCCAAUCAGAAGCCUCGACUCUGUCACACCCAUGAGCACGAAUCCUCCUGCUGCGUCGUCUUCAACAGAAAAGAAAAAAGACCCCAAGAGCCUAAAGAGGAGACGAGCUCUGGACUACCUGUCUCGUAUCCCGUCUCCUCCGUCUCUGUCCUGCCUGAGCUCGGUGGCUUCUCCGUGCGUGAAGAAGACGUUCAAUCCUCCGCGCAGGUCUGCGGCACCGGGCACUUUAACGACUCCCGCUCGCAAACCUGCUCCUCCUCUUCCGCUGGCCGAGGACGAGUGGGUGAACGACGAGGAGCUGGCGAUGAUCGACACGCAGAAUUUGCAAGUCGGCAAUUCACUGUAAUAAAUUAUACACAGCAACUGUGCGGAAAACAGAAACCGUACAAAAGAAGUGAGGUAAAUAUUAAAAUUAUGUCAUCACUUCCUGCCCGUCCACUUGUUUGUCUGUAAAUAGAAACAAUAAAAAAAGGUUUAUUUUUAAUUUGA